AUGUCUCGCGCUAAGAACACUUUAGUGGCCGAGGGCGACGUGAGUGUGGAGAGGGUGAAGAAGAUUGAGUCUGUCUAUGACUACGAUCUAAUCACCAGACCUUGGGUGUUCACCAACCCGAGGGUGGUGACGGUGCUGGCACGGCCGCCACUGGGUGCUGGGGUUUCUGUCUCCGGCCAGAAGGUGUUCCAGAGGGCGCUGUCGGAGCGAGAGAUAAUAAAUGACUAUAUCGCAACAAAGAAGAAGCAAUUUGCCGGGGAGAUCCCACAGGGCGGCACAUGGUUUACAUAG
This is a messenger RNA of Miscanthus lutarioriparius, 291 nucleotides long. The record is from the annotation of a GenBank genome assembly. NCBI's taxonomy places the organism in Eukaryota, Viridiplantae, Streptophyta, Magnoliopsida, Poales, Poaceae.